UGAUUCACGGCUUGCAGGAGGAGGGAGAGCCGUGCGGACAGGGGCUCGCAACAUCCAUCUCUAAUCUUAAAAUACAGCACUCCCCCCCACCUCCUCCUCCUCCUCCUCCCUUGUCAUUGACAGCUCUGCGACCCGGUCAAUCCGUCAGACAGGGAGGAUCUGGGGAGGAGGGCGCCCAGGCAGGAGAGGACGAAAGGCGAUCACCUCUGGCCGGUUUGAUCCAAACGCCAAUACCGAGCCUGGGGACCUGACUCUGCGUGCACGAGGACGACACAGUGGCAGGGAUUUUUUGGUCCACGAGAUCCAAACAGCGAGGCUAUAUUGAGACUGUUAAGAGGGUGAUCUGCGCGGAGAAACAAUAAUAAAGGGGGCGGUCAGGAGCUAUUUCGCAGUUUCUACAUAAACUCCCCGGAAUACAAAUCCAGGUGGCAGGUGGAGAAAAAGCACAGCACAGUGCUGGAUCCCAGGGGGACUGUCAGUGUGGUAAGGACCCUUGAGACGAAGGAGGGUGCAUGGAGGGUUCAAGGCCUGUGAAGCCAGGGUCGUCAGCCUGCCUCUGGUUGGGGCUGGUCUCUGUGGCUGUAGCCUUUCUUUGUACUGAGGCCCGGACCACUCCGAGCCCACUGCUAACCCCCAGCAAUGCGACCUGUGAGGGAAACUCCAAGUGUCAACCAGGGAUCAUCCUGCCCAUCUGGUAUCCUGAGGAUCCCUCCAUGGGAGACAAGAUUGCACGGGUCAUUGUGUACUUUGUGGCCAUGAUCUACAUGUUUCUCGGAGUGUCCAUCAUUGCCGACCGCUUCAUGGCGGCCAUUGAGGUCAUUACAUCCCAGGAGAGGGAACUAGUCAUCAAAAGACCCAAUGGAGAAACAACCACCACUACCAUUCGAGUGUGGAAUGAAACGGUCUCAAACCUCACUCUCAUGGCCUUGGGCUCGUCCGCCCCUGAGAUUCUGCUCUCUGUAAUUGAGGUUUGCGGACAUGGGUUCAGAUCUGGUGAGCUUGGGCCCGCCACAAUUGUCGGCAGUGCAGCAUUCAAUAUGUUUGUCAUCAUUGGCCUCUGCGUGUCUGUCAUUCCCCAAGGAGAGGUACGCAAGGUCAAACACCUCAGAGUGUUCUUUGUCACCGCAGGCUGGAGCAUCUUCGCGUACAUUUGGCUCUACAUGAUAUUGGCAGUGUUUUCUCCCAAUGUGGUCCAGGUCUGGGAGGGUCUGCUCACACUGGCCUUCUUCCCAAUAUGCGUACUCCUUGCAUGGGUGGCAGACAGACGACUCCUCUUCUACAAGUUCAUGCAUAAGAAAUAUCGUACCGACAAACACAGGGGCGUCAUCAUCGAGACGGAGGCAGAGCGCUCCAAAGGGAUUGAGAUGGACGGCAAGAUGGUCAACUCCCACUUCAUGGACGGAGGUGCGGCAAGCAAUCUUAUUGGUUUGAUCGAGAGCAAAGAGGUAGACGAGUCCCGUCGCGACAUGAUCCGCAUCCUCAAAGACCUAAAGCAGAAGCACCCGGAGAAAGAGUUGGAUCAGCUGGUGGAGAUGGCCAACUACUAUGCUCUCUCUCACCAGCAAAAGAGCCGUGCCUUCUAUCGCAUCCAAGCUACACGCAUGAUGACCGGCGCAGGAAACAUCCUGAAGAAACACGUCGCAGAGCAGGCGAAGAAGAGCGCCAGUGUGCAGGAGGUGCAUGUGGAGGAGCCAGAAGAAUACGUGUCUCGGAUUGCGUUUGAGCCUGCCGUGUACCAGUGCCUCGAGAACUGUGGCGCCGCCAUUCUGACCAUCACCAGAAAGGGUGGCGACAUCAACAAGACGAUCUACGUGGAUUAUAAGACAGAGGACGGCUCGGCAAACGCCGGGGCCGACUAUGAGUUCUCCGAGGGUACUGUGGUGUUCAAACCAGGCGAGAUGAUCAAGGAAAUAAACAUCGGCAUCAUUGACGACGACAUCUUUGAAGAGGAUGAGCACUUUUUUGUGCGGCUCAACAAUCUGCGUGUCCUGGAGACGGAGGACGAGGUGCUGUCCCCCAACAGUCUCCCGUACCCAAAGGCCAUGCUGGGCUUCCCCACCGUGGCCACUGUGACCAUUCUGGACGACGAUCAUUCAGGCAUCUUCACUUUUGAGAGUGGCUCAGUGCACGUCAGCGAGAGCAUGGGUAUUAUGGAAGUGAAGGUGCUGAGGACUUCUGGAGCGAGGGGGACGGUCAUUGUGCCUUAUCGCACCGUGGAGGGACUUGCCAAAGGAGGAGGGGAGGACUUCGAAGACACCUACGGAGAGCUGGAGUUCAAAAACGAUGAAACCUGCAAACUUAUUCACGUGAAAAUAAUUGACGAUGAGGAGUAUGAGAAAAACAAGAACUUCUUCCUGGAGCUGGCCGAGCCUCGCAUGGUAGACAUGAGUCUGCAGAAAGCCCGGUUGUUAGCUGACGAUGUACCAGACAGGACGAUGACAUCAGACGAGGAGGAAGCCAGGCGGAUCGCGGAGAUGGGAAAACCGGUGCUGGGGGAACACUCCAAGCUGGAAGUCAUUAUUGAAGAAUCAUACGAGUUUAAGAGCACAGUUGACAAGCUGAUUAAGAAGACCAACCUGGCACUGGUGGUGGGAACCAACUCCUGGAGAGACCAGUUCAUGGAGGCCAUUACAGUCAGUGCAGACGAGGACGAAGAGGACACAGGGGAAGAGCGGCUCCCGUCCUGUUUUGACUACGUCAUGCACUUCCUCACCGUCUUCUGGAAGGUCCUGUUCGCCUGCGUUCCUCCCACAGACUACCUGAAUGGCUGGGCCUGUUUCAUCGUCUCCAUCAUCAUCAUCGGCCUGCUCACGGCCGUCAUCGGCGACCUUGCGUCUCACUUCGGCUGCACCAUCGGCCUCAAGGACUCAGUGACUGCUGUGGUGUUUGUGGCACUUGGUACAUCUGUCCCAGACACCUUUGCUAGUAAGGUAUCCGCAGUCCAAGACACCUACGCAGACGCCUCCAUCGGAAAUGUGACCGGCAGCAACGCCGUCAACGUGUUCCUGGGAAUCGGCAUGGCCUGGUCGGUGGCGGCCAUCUACUGGCACAUGAAAGGGAAGCCGUUUGUGGUGGAAGCCGGCUCGCUGGCCUUCUCUGUCACUCUCUUCACCAUCUUCGCCUUCCUGGCCGUCUCUGUGCUGCUUUAUAGGCGCCGGGCCCACAUCGGAGGAGAACUGGGUGGGCCCCGGGGACACAGACUGGCCACGUCAGCCUUCCUUAUCGGCCUCUGGUUCCUUUACAUCCUCUUCUCCAGUCUGGAGGCCUACUGUCAUAUAGAGGGCUUCUAAGCAGGAGGAGGAUACAAACAUGCAGGGGUUUAAAGUACAACUUCAGAGUGAAUUCUCACUGUGGAAUUUGGGUCAGUCUUGUAUGGUACGAACGGACAGGAGAGGUAGACCCAGGGUUUUCCCAGACACCUCCCUCUCUCUCUCUCUCCCUCAACCCCUCCUGUAAGGAUGCUUGGAGGUGAGUAUCCUGCCCUCUAGUGCCGACAGGCCUGUUCGCCCCGGCUUCAGGAGAGAGCCGUCCUGAGCCUGUGUGAGUGUGCUUACAGUUGGGAUUGGGUUACCUCCGAGUCCAGAAGAUGCCGAUGCCGGGUUGGUCCUGCAUUCCACUGGAAGAGACUGCAGUCUUAUAAACCGGAGAGAGUUGAGUUAAUCAGAGGUCUAUAUUUUUCUCAACAUCUGACGAGAACGACAUUUUUUAAAAAGUAUUUUGGCGAUAAAAACGCAAAAAAUAAACAAAACAAAAAAACAGACACACGCAGACAAAAAAAAGGAACUAUUUUCUGAUCUACGCUAAGGAAUAACAAAAAGAUAAUAUUGUAAAUGGGAAUAUGUUGUUGAGUGACAGUGGGAUGGAUUCAUAGUAUUUAUUUUUAUUUGCAUAGUUUCCUAAGGAGCACUGCAGAGUUCUCAGAUAUCACACAAAGAAGAAGAAGAGGAGCAACAGUGACAGUUCAUGCUGGCAGACGAAUCACCAUUCAAACAGACGAGGAGGAAGAGGUGGACACAGUGAACAUGGUCAAACUGCCCUGAACAUUACUUCCGUACUCUAUACUUAUCUAUAUAUAAUAUAUUUCCAUAUUUUCUGUAUAUUUUGAAUAUUUGU
Molecule: messenger RNA, 4113 nt
Organism: Plectropomus leopardus (leopard coralgrouper)
Lineage: Eukaryota; Metazoa; Chordata; Actinopteri; Perciformes; Serranidae
Gene: slc8a3
Product: solute carrier family 8 member 3
Biological process (GO): calcium ion import across plasma membrane; cell communication; sodium ion transmembrane transport
Cellular component (GO): postsynapse; sarcolemma; axon
Molecular function (GO): calcium:sodium antiporter activity
Source: RefSeq, a predicted model, not a curated record